AUGCUCCUGGAAGUGGGCGCGGUGGACCUCCUAGACGUGCCCGACUGUUCUGGCGAAACGCCGAUUGAACUCGCAAUGCGGAAAAAGAAGAGGAUGUUGGUUUUGGCCUUCCACAAGUGCCAAAUCUUCAAGCUCCUAUUCGGCAGGCCACACCUGUUCCAGAAUAACUUCGCGGGUCUCUUCGUUUGCUUCAUUGCCUUCAACAUCCUCCUCUUUGCCCUCAUCGUAGCGCCAGGAAUUGCGGCUAGAAAUCCCGAAGCCGUCAUGACCUGGUCCAUAUUGAUGGGGCUGUCACUGCUGCUUUGGGUGCAGUGCCUCUACUCGGAUCCCGGGUGGCUCCAGCCACGUACCAUAAACUCCCAGAGUCACCUGCUGGGCAAAGAUCCGGCCAGGACGUUUGAUGUUGAUCAGCCGAUCGAGUCGCAGAUGGCUCACUGCGACAACGUUCUGCAGAAGCUCAUCUCCACAUGCGACGGAGAGGCCCCGCAGCUCAUGAAGUUGGAGCUAGAGCAGAACAAGUACAACUAUCAGCGGCAGCUUCUCCGGGAAGCACGGAAACGGCUCGAAGAAGGCUGCGGAAUUGGCGAUCCUCGAAGCCCAGCCUUGGGAGAAUCCCAGCCCUUGAUCGCGGCAGGUUUCAAUGAUUCCGGGUCACGGCAGGCUCAGCUGGAUCGGGCAACAGUGACGCUGCACGAGCGUGAACGUGCAGCAAGCGACAACCUGGGACGCGCUCGGGUGGAGCAGCUCCUUGCACAAGGGGCUGGCGAGUAUCUCACCUUCGUGGAGAAGGGGGAGUUCAAGCAGGUGUGCGUCAUUUGCCGCACAGUGCGCGAAUUUCGCUCGCACCACGUAAAGGAGCAAGGCCGGUGUGUGCACAGAAUGGACCAUUAUUGCCCUUGGAUAGACAAUACCGUUGGCUUGGGGAACCAGAGGUCGUUCUUUGUGUUCGUCACACUGAUGUAUGCCACCGUCCUCUACUUCUACUACACGGUCUUCCUCUACGCGUUCGACACGGUGUUUCCAGAGAUUUCCCGAGGCUCCUUCAGUGAGCUUCUGCAGUCCCUGACAAGUGGAUCCUUUGGAGCGGAGGUGCAACCAGUUCUGGUCCUGCUCACGGCUGGGGUGGACCUGUUUUGGGUCUACUUCCUGACCCUUCUCAUGGCCAGGACCACGCUGAACAUGUUGGUGAAUGUGACUACCUACGAGACCUUGAUGAAACCCAGCCAUGUGCUACGACGCUUCCCGAAGACUCGAGGGAAGUGGUGGUUUACUCAAGGCACCACUCUGCGAUCUGCCAUUUCGAAUUGCAUUAGCUACUGGACAUUGGACACCAGUGGAGAUGCAGCAGCUUUCCGCGGAAGUCCUCAAGACAGCUUCAUGGCACCCGGACAGACAUCGAGGAACAAGUGGCAAGAACUGCCCGAAGAGCCCUGA
Molecule: messenger RNA, 1434 nt
Organism: Symbiodinium sp. CCMP2592
Lineage: Eukaryota; Dinophyceae; Suessiales; Symbiodiniaceae
Source: the annotation of a GenBank genome assembly